This is a messenger RNA of Diabrotica virgifera virgifera (western corn rootworm), 4665 nucleotides long. RefSeq names its product traB domain-containing protein. The transcript has 6 exons. NCBI's taxonomy places the organism in Eukaryota, Metazoa, Arthropoda, Insecta, Coleoptera, Chrysomelidae. The coding region runs from base 322 to 1461 and encodes 379 amino acids. The record is from RefSeq and is a predicted model, not a curated record.
AUUUAACUGUCACAGAUUUUUUGCUCGACAAGAUAAAUUUGUUUUAUGAUAAUUAUGGGAUAAAAAAAAGACUCUUUUCUUGAUAGUUUAAUGGUUAAAUUUUACUUUUGUAAUCUAAUAAAUCAAAAUUAAAAAUUUACGAGACAAGCAACGAACACACAUUUCAGAUUACUCAGAAUUCAGAACCAGAACUAAAAUGAACAAAGUAUUUUUAUUUUAAUCUGUCAACCGUCACCGACUAAAAGGAAAGAUUACUUUUAUUUUAUUUUUUUGUUUUCGUUUCUAGAUUGAUAUUCUAGUUUUUAACUUAAAUUCAGUAGGAUGGAUAAUUCCCUAACAAAUUUUGAAUUAACUGAGAGCACCAUAAAAAUCGAUCCAGAUUCUGAAAACGGUUCUGGAUCUGACAAAAGUGACCCAAUGGAAAUAGUAAGUAUAGGCGAUGCUGAAUCUUCUUCCAGCAAUAAGUCUGAUGAUGAUUUCGAUAACAAUUUACCAAAAACUGUUACCCUUUUGAAACACGAAAAGACUGGAGCUAAGGUUUAUCUUAUUGGUACAGCACAUUUUAGUAAAGAAUCACAAGAGGAUGUAGCAAAAGUUAUAACAAAUGUUCUUCCACAUAUAGUUGUACUAGAAUUAUGUAGUUCGAGGACAAAUAUUUUAUCUUUAGAUGAGGAGACUGUCUUGGAAGAGGCCAAAAAUAUCGAUAUGCAGAAAAUUAUAUCUACAAUUAGGACUAAUGGAGCGUACAACGGUUUGAUGUAUUUACUAUUAUUAAAUUUGAGUGCGAACCUUACAAAGGAAAUCGGAAUGGCUCCCGGUGGCGAAUUCAGAGUUGCUUAUAAGGAGGCCUCAAAGAUUCCUCACUGUAGAAUACAUUUAGGGGAUCGGCCGAUAAAUAUUACUCUUCAAAGAGCCUUAGCAAGGCUUACCUGGUUCCAAACUAUAAAACUGGCGUGGCAUCUACUCACAUCAAAAGAUCCUGUUAGUGUAGAAGAAAUUGAAAAAUGUAAAGAAAAAGACAUGUUAGAGCAAUUAUUAACAGAUUUGUCGGGAGAAUACCCGGCAUUUAGGGAAGUUUUUCUUGAUGAGAGGGACAUUUUUCUAACAAAUUCUCUACAACAGGCAGCUGAAUCAAGAAAGUCACCGGCAGAUAGUUAUUUCGAGCCGGAACCUCUUCGUAUCGUAGGAGUAGUCGGUAUUGGACACGCAGCAGGAAUAACGAAACUUUGGCCGCAUAGUCAAGAGGAAUACGUGGCUCCCAUAAUCAAAAUUCCACCACCAUCUGUAACUUCCAAAGUCAUUCGACAGACUUACAAAAUAUCGGUUCUAGUUUUGGGAGGUUAUCUUAUAUACAAGUAUGUUCCAGUACCGAAAUUUUUAAAAGAGAAUGCUCACGUUUUUGCUCAAAAAGUUUUAACUAGUAUAAGGGCUGAAAAUACAUUUAGGUUAAGUAUAAACUGAGGUUGUUGUAGUUUUAUAUUUUGAGAAAUUAUUAGAUCGUCAUUUCGGUUGUUUUGGCUAUGUAUAUUUUUGAAUAUUGGGUCUAUUGAAAAAAAAAAAGAAGUAUUUGCUUUUACUUCCUCGUAUUUAAGUAUAUACUUAAUAGUUAUUAAAUAAACCAUUAAAGAAAUGACCUUAUUCAAUUACUAUUAAGUAAAUACUUAAAUACGAGGAAGUAAAAGCAAAUACUUCUUUUUAUUCAAUAGACCCAUCGUCUCUGUUUCGACUAACUUAAAACUAGCAAAAUUCGCUUUAUAAAAAACAAGAAAUUUUGGACAUCUUGGAUAUUAGUGCACCCUAUGUAACGCACAGCUGAAUCUUAUGUUUGUGCGUCACAGUGUUGCCAUUCCAUUUCUUUCAUAAUUUCAAUGAAUGUUAAAUGUACCUACAAGAAUAAUAGAAUAAGAACGUUUACUUAUCCGUCAUUAUAUACUACGUAGAAUGACAACUGAGGUGUCAAAUGAAAGCUUAUAAUCCAAGGAUAGUACUAAAGGUGAGAAGUUAGACCUAGAUUGUCUGUCCCUCAAAAAAUAAGCGUUAAAUUGGGGAUUUCUAAUGUCGACAUUAAAAGUUGCACUAUUUUUUUUCUAUAAAACAUUUUGAUCUAAAACUUACCAGAAAACUUCUUUGUACUCUCUACUUUCAAAUAAAUGUGAUUAAGAAGCUAAAUUUUAAACUUCGUCACACAACUUUUGCGAUUAAACUUUGCAUAACCUUUAUCAUAAUAAGAAUAAAAACUUGAAGCAGGUACCUUUGUCUUCAGAAAUGUUAGAGCUAUAUACUGUAAAAAUUUCAGAAAAAAUAUUAAAAUGGAACAGAGUUGUAGCGAGGUAAACGCUAUAGCGUUUUACAUGUCUGCUCUAAUGGGGAUCAAGGAUAAGAUUAACUACAUAUAUACUUUGGGUCGAAAUGGGGCUAAAGAAGAAGAAACAGGCAUAUAAAGCUUUUUGCGAUACAGCAGGUCGUGGAAUCGUUAGGGGGGGGGGGGUAAGAGGGUUUAAAGAAGACUAACUACCAUAACCAAAUAAGCAAAGGAUACUUACACAGACUUGAGGACUUUCCUACUAUUUAAAGAAAUUUGGACGCCGUUUGAAAAAUCCUCAAAUUCACAUAUCGAGUACUUACUGGACAUAUUCCGUACUUAUGGGAACCAAUUUAGGGACAUUCAUCUUAGAUUCCUCAUUGGGUCAAACUGGGCUAUUAUUUACCAUCCUAUGGCUUCUAUGCCAUUUCUUUUUCUUUACUCUAAAACUUAUUUCGUUUGUAUUAGACAUCUGAUUAAUAAUUCUCCAAAAAAAGGUUACAGAAAUAAAAAUAGGUACAUUUUAUAAUGUUUAUUUAAACCUUUAGACUUUAUUUUUACUCUGAGAAUAAACAUGUUCUCAAACAGGAAAUGAAUAAUAAAAAUAACUAUUAAUUUUUAACAAGACUUUACCAUUGACAAUAAAGAUUUUACAAUCUUUUCUAUUUCCAAAAAUACACAAAGUUUAUUUAUUAUUUCACAUUAUUUUUACAUACAUAAUAACUCUUUAGAGCAGUGUAUCAAAACAAAGUUUGACUUAUGCUGUCAAGUCAAACGUCACUGCCAUUUUAUCUAAUUUACAUAAAACUUUCCGAGAGUCCAUGUUGAAAACAAACUAUUAAAAUAUUUAAAACCUUUACCAAAUUGAUAUCCACUUGUGAAUUUAAUUAAAACAAAUAUUAUUUCAUACCUUUUUUAAAACAAAAUCCAUCGUCACACGUCAAACUUGGCACUUAACCAAAAUUUUCCAUCCAAGAUUAAGGAAGCAUUCAAUUCUAACCAAACAGGAAACAGGACCAAAGUUGAGACCAAAUCAGAAAUCGCAUCCGGGAAUCAGGAAUUGAAUACAGGAAUAUUACCAUAACAUCAUAAAAAUAGCAACAGCUACACAAAAGACAGGAACCGCGCACUUCUUUACCGGCAUACCAAACUGCAUCAUAAUAAUACUGUAUACUCGAUUUUCACAUGAAUAUAUCCAACGUAAUGCUGUGAAAUUUUGUACCAAUAUUCCUUAAUAUUUACUGGACAAAUUGCAAGUCCUUCACUUCGUUUACCAUAACGAAAAAAGCCAAUUUUAAGCCGGAAAGUGCAGUUCUCUGCGAGUCUGUGAGUUCUACGACGUAAAGCGAUGUUUAUCUCUCAAACAUGCCUUUAGGACUAACUAUUUUUCUUCGUCACAUCUCUCGCGCCACUCGCGCGUCCAGCCGGUGACUCUUUCGGCUGAAAACAUUGACCAAUCGUUCGAGACAACUCAACAAUCUUUCAAAAUUCAGGCCAAUAAUAACAAAAAUGCUUACCGCUCAAAAGAAAGGGAAAAAUACCAGAACUUUUCAAGGAUUCAUUCUAGAAUAAUGAAUGUUUACACAAAUAAACAGAAAAUUUCCUAACGUUUUUCAAUGUUGCGAAAUAUUGAAAUAUUUCCAACAGGAGCGGCUUAGGAAAUUUUAAUGAUAUAUAAACUCGCACAAUAAAUUAGAAAAAUAGAUAUUUUUCUUGGGAUAGGAUAUAAAAUUAAUGAAUUCUAUUAACAAAACAUUGUAGCAGAAAUUUGUAAUGCUACGCAAAAAACGUGAUUUCAUUUUAUUAUUAUUUUUAGGUUAAAAUUGCGAUUUUGACAAUGUUCCCCCACAUAAAAUUCAAAAUAAACCUCAUUUUCGUUUUCAGCACCCUCGAAAAUAUAAAGUAUGAAUAAAAUUAGCCAUUCACCCCUCCGUGGUCAGUAUCUCGAAAACUAAGCGCGUUUUUGAGGGUGUCCCGCUCGUGUAUAAUAUCACAAAAAAUUGUAACGUGAUAGUAUGAAAAAAUAGAGGAUACGGCAACGGUGUUACAAGUGAUGGUCGGAUCCAAUGCCAGAAUCUACAGAGACAUAUUAGGGUGCACUAAUAUCCAAGAUGUCCGAAAUUUUACCAAAUAAUAUUACGAAAUUAAAGUUAACAAUUCCUUUAAAUUUCCUAUUAUUUUUGCAACAAAUUUUCGUUAUUUUUUUACUAUUUAUCCCGACAAAUGCUAACACAGUAUAAUACCGAUGUAUAAAGUCAUUGAAUAUUUAGUUUUGUAAAAAGUGUAAAUUUUUCAUGAGGAUAUUUUACCGUUGUUUUGGUCUAUAUAGAGCUUAUUUUCUAAAUAAAGUAUGUUUAUAUUUA